Messenger RNA from Phodopus roborovskii (desert hamster), 1069 nucleotides. It is a transcript of the gene Cntf, whose product is annotated as ciliary neurotrophic factor. Gene Ontology annotation, molecular function: ciliary neurotrophic factor receptor binding; cytokine activity; growth factor activity. Gene Ontology annotation, cellular component: axon. Bases 406 to 1008 code for a protein of 200 amino acids. The record is from RefSeq and is a predicted model, not a curated record. The transcript is spliced from 2 exons. Gene Ontology annotation, biological process: positive regulation of tyrosine phosphorylation of STAT protein; astrocyte activation; positive regulation of axon regeneration. Lineage: Eukaryota; Metazoa; Chordata; Mammalia; Rodentia; Cricetidae.
GCAGAAUAAAAUCAAUAGAUUAUAUGUGACAAUAACACUACAUUAGGCAGGGGUGGGUGUCAUGAGGAUUAGUGUGAUAGUGACCUUGUUGCUAAGUACAAAAGCAAAACAAUGACAUGAAAACAAGUGCUAAGUACUGAGUGGAGGAGAGAGAUGGAGACAGACGCUGCAGAGGGGAAAAAAAAAAGACUGAUUAAAAAGGGCCCUUUGAUUCCACAGGCACAAAAAUCCACAGCCAGGAAUUUGCUACCACCUCUGAGUCAGGCAGGGGGUGGGGAUGGGGGUGCACAAUCCCAUUAGAGAAUGCCCAGUGGAUUUAGUCUGUGGGAGUCACAUUUCUUAUUUGGCCCAGUGAAGACAGAAGCAAACCAGCUCACUUGUUUCCUGGGACAGUUGAUUUAGGGGAUGGCUUUUGCUGAGCAGUCACCUCUGACCCUUCACCGCCGGGACCUCUGUAGCCGUUCUAUCUGGUUAGCAAGGAAGAUUCGUUCAGACCUGACUGCUCUUAUGGAAUCUUAUGUGAAGCAUCAGGGCCUGAAUAAAAAUAUCAACCUGGACUCUGUGGCUGGUGUGCCAGUGGCAAGCACUGAUCGUUGGAGUGAGAUGACUGAGGCAGACAGACUCCAAGAGAACCUCCAGGCGUACCGUACCUUCCAUGGGAUGUUGACCAAGCUUUUAGAAGACCAGAGAGUACAUUUCACCCCAAAUGAAGGUGACUUCCAUCAGGCAAUACAUACUCUUCUGCUCCAAGUUUCUGCCUUUGCCUACCAGCUAGAGGAAUUAAUGGUGCUUCUGGAACAGAAGAUCCCAGAAAAUGAGGUUGAUGGGAUGCCUGUCACUGUUGGAGAUGGUGGCCUCUUUGAGAAAAAGCUGUGGGGCCUGAAAGUCCUUCAAGAGCUUUCACAAUGGACCGUGAGGUCUAUCCAUGACCUCCGUGUCAUCUCUUCUCAUCAGAUGGGAAUCUCAGCACAUGAGAGCCAUUAUGGGGCCAAGGAUAAGCAAAUGUAGCAGCUAGCCCUUCUCUCUCCUCUUUUGUUCUGGUGAGAUGUAGGUAGUUCCCCGAGGCCUC